UUCGUUUCAGAUCCCACCCCACCAUCGUGUUUAACCCCGUGCUUCGUCUGUUUCGGCAUCGAUCGCACGUAAUCGGAGGCGAUCUGGAGAAAGCAUGGUUGGUGACGAUGUCUCAUUGGAAGGAUUGGAGCAAGAGCUCGAAGAUUGCAAAGCUGACGAGUUAGUUGCCAACAUACUGUCCAAAGGAACGAAAUCGCGAGACUAUACGAAGGAUGUGGAGAACAAUUUACGGCAAUCUGAACUCGAAUCCAUUGAGGAUUACAUUAAAGAAAGUGACAAUUUAGUUUCUCUUCAUGAUCAAAUUCAUGAUUGUGACAUCAUCCUAUCGCAAAUGGAAAAGGUUCUCAGUGGAUUUCAGGCUGAAAUUGGUUCAAUAAGCUCAGAUAUUAAGAUUCUUCAAGAGAAAUCUAUGGACAUGGGGCUUAAGCUCAAGAAUCGAAAGACCUUCUUUGAUGCUGAGAUCAAGAAAAUGAAAGUAAAAAACUGCUACUUUCCCCUGUUUGUAUCCUCAAAUGUCCUACAGAAGGAGAAAGACCAUAUAGAGGGGUUUGCGCCCGAGGUUGCAUGGGUAACAAAUCUGGAGAAUCUGACCUGGAGAAUCCUAUUGCAAUCCGUCCAACUAGUGAAACUGUUUUGUAUCCAUAUUUUUCCAAAUUAAUUAGGGGGCACCGAGACUUGCCUCUGAGGCUUAAUCAGUGGUGUAAUGUUGUGAGAUGGGAGUUCAGCAACCCCACCCAUUUAUCAGGAGUCGUGAAUUUCUUUGGCAAGAAGGACAUACUGCUUUUGCAACCAAGGAAGAGGCAGACAUUGAGGUCCGUGACAUUUUGGAACUCUAUAGACGCAUAUAUGAAGAGUUCUUGGCUGUUCCAGUUAUUAAGGGGAAAAAAAGUGAGCAUGAGAAGUUUGCUGGGGGACUCUAUACAACAACCGUUGAGGCUUGUUCCAAACACCGGGCGUGGUCUGCAAGGUGCAACUUCACAUUGUUUGGGUCAGAAUUUUGCUAAAAUGUUUGAGAUAAAUUUUGAGAAUAAGAAAGGAGAAAGAGCUAUGGUCUGACAAAAUUCAUGGGCGUAUAUGGUGAUUACUCUCUUUAUUAUUAUUACUCUUUCUAGGCGCUCAGAUAUCCAUGCAAAGUAAUGUCGUGUGGUUGAAAUCAAAUACUUUCUGUUUCACCGUUCUCUGAUUCAGAUUUACUUUGUGUUCCAAAAUAUGAAUUUUACCAGUCCAUUUACUCUCCCCAAAACAUGGAUCCUAUGUUUCUGUUAGAAAUACUGACCUAGUUUUCUGUGGAUAUUUAUUUAAUUAUGUAUCUGCUUUCAAUUUUAAGUUAAAAUUUAUGUGAUGGAAUAGAUAUUGAUAUUUGGGUU
Andrographis paniculata is the source of this 1367-nucleotide messenger RNA. Its product is annotated as vacuolar protein sorting-associated protein 52 A-like. Lineage: Eukaryota; Viridiplantae; Streptophyta; Magnoliopsida; Lamiales; Acanthaceae. Gene Ontology annotation, cellular component: GARP complex. Gene Ontology annotation, molecular function: syntaxin binding. Bases 95 to 658 code for a protein of 187 amino acids. The record is from RefSeq and is a predicted model, not a curated record. Gene Ontology annotation, biological process: retrograde transport, endosome to Golgi; Golgi to vacuole transport; endocytic recycling. The transcript has 9 exons.